Molecule: messenger RNA, 2853 nt
Organism: Malassezia pachydermatis
Lineage: Eukaryota; Fungi; Basidiomycota; Malasseziomycetes; Malasseziales; Malasseziaceae
Product: kelch repeat protein
Exons: 1
Coding region: 1-2853 (950 amino acids)
Molecular function (GO): protein binding
Source: RefSeq, a predicted model, not a curated record
AUGACUCGCUUAUUCACUCUUCUCCCAUGGAUCAGCGCCCUGGUGGUGUCUAUGGUCCAUGCACAAACCUUGGAUGCGGAAGAUCCACUCAACAACCUGCUGCCGAAUGUGCCGCUGGCGUCGGCGAUCGGUGCCGCGUGGGGCUCGUCGCAGAACGGCGGCUCCCGCCAGGCGGGUCAGGCUGAUGCCAAUGCAGCAGGCAGCCUUGCUGGCAUGAUCGGCAGUAUCGGUAACAUGCAAGCGCCGUCGCCCGACAUGUCGCAGUACAGCAACCAUACCCCUACUCCCCGCUGGGGUACCUCAGCGGCCUACCUGCAGGGCAGCCAUGUAAUUGUCUUUACUGGUGGUCAGACAGACACGCAUGGUAGCAUUACUAACGAGACGCUCCUGCUGGACAUGAGCGGUCUCACGAACCUGCAGAACACUCGCGCCGCGUCGCGUGUCGUGCCGUGGCUCGACGUGAACCAGAGCUCGCACUCGCAGGCGGCGCCGCGCACAGCCUACGCUGCCUCGGUGGUCUCUACGAGUGUGUGUGGUGCUACAGAUGGUCACGUCGUUGACACGUUCUGGCUGGCCGGUGGUAAGACGGAGCACUGCGCCGACCAGCCCUACCUCUGGACUUUUGCCGUGGAGCGCAACGGCAACCGCACGAUCGGCAAGUGGGUGGCACAAGAGACCAAUGGAACGGACCCGAAGCGCCGCUCGCAUGCGCAGGCUCUGCUGACCAGCACGACGCUGGAGGGCCAGGAUGCCGUGGCUAUGCUGGUGCUGGGUGGUCAGGACCGCGAUGUGGUGUGCCACCCAACGCAGGAGACCCAAGACUCGUACGCCACGUCGCUGGAUGAGUACGCCAUGGGAUCGGUUCUGGACUCGCAGUGCCGCUCGCCCAACCGCGCUGGCACUUCGACGGUGCAGACCUACGACUACAAGAAGGAAAUCGACAGUGCUCCUGUGACGGAGUACGCCCUGGCUCGCAUGCCUGUGCUGGAGAACCAGCAGACGCACCAAUUUGAGACGCCGUACCUGCUUUUGGGUGGUCGUGACAAGCAGCACAAGCUUGUGGACUUUGAGCGUCCUUGGGCGUACGACUCGUCUUCUGGACGUUGGACGCAGUGGGUGACGGCCGGUGAUAUCCCUACGCCGCGUGUGGGUCACUCGGCUGUGGUCUCGAACGAUGGCCGUGUGUUUGUCUACGGCGGCUACAAGCGCCAUGGUGAUGAUCGCACUGUGAGCAAGCAGCCGACCGAUGAGACGUACAUGCUGGAUGCCUCGACCACGCCAGCUCGCUGGACUCGUGUUCAGUACCGCGAGCCGCCGGAGGAUGGCCCUGCGCCUUCGGCUCGUGCGUACCACUCUGCCGUGAUGGUCGACGAUGUGAUGGUGGUGGCGUUUGGUCAGCAGUACAAGCGCACGGCCUACGGUCUGGCGCGUCGUGGCGGUACCAACGUCAACGCUUCUGAGCCGCUGGUUAUGUACAUGGAGACUCGCAACACGAUCAUGGGCUUCCGCUGGACAGACUCGCUCUCGGCUAUUGUCUCGGGCCGUGUGGCGCAGAACGUGAUGGGUGGUCAGACGCGCGUCGCUAGCGCGACGUUUGCUGCGCCCACGCCUGCCGGUCAGCGCGCCGACCGCCCUACUCAGGCACCGCUCCCGGAGAUGACGCGCGUGCCUACGCCGGAAGAGUCGGUGGUGAGCCAGGUCUCGGUCUUGUCGAAGUCGAUGAAGGAGGCCAGCCGCUCAGCGCAGGCAAGUAUGUCGCAGGCUAGUCAGGCGAGUGUGGCGAGUGCCUCGGCUAGCCGUUCAUCGGCUAGUGCUGCGAGUGCUGCGGCGGCUGCCUCGGCGGACGCUGCCGACGCGAACAAGGCGGGCGAUGCGAAUGGAAAUGCCGAUGGCGGUGAGAGUGGUAACAACAAUGGCCAUGCUAUGGCGCCGGCGUCAGAGUUCGACCCUAUGCUCCCACAGUCGACGAUGGCGUCCUCGACGGGUAUUGCGGCUAUGCCUAGCACGACGACCCAGCCUUCGGACAAGGCUGGCGAGAACGGCGACAACGCUGAUGGCAGCUCGUCCUCGUCGCGUACGGGUGCCAUUGCUGGUGGUGUGAUUGGUGCAGCGGCUCUGUGUGUCGGUGCGGUGGUCGGUGGCUUGUACGCGUACAAGAAGCGCCGCGAGUCGCAGCAGAUUGCAGAGCUUCGUGCGAACGGUGUACUGUAUGGUGGCAGUGGUCGCAAGGACGACGUGGAAUCCGCGCCGCCAGUCUCGUCUCUGUGGCUCCAGCGUCCGCUGAAGGAUGUGGUCGACAACGACUUUGGCCGUCGCUCGAACAUGUCUGCAUACUCGAUGCAAGGUCAGGCUGGUACGCCGCUCUCGACGUCGCCUGCUGGCGGUCGUUCCAUGGGCAGCACGGAGGAGGGUCGUCACAUGGUGCGUGGUCCUCGCUCUGUGUACCCCGAUGGCAUGGAGGCCUACUCGGCCGCUGCGGCGUACCAAGCCGCGUCGGCGGGUCCGAACCCGUUUGAGGCAGCGCCAGUGUCGUACGACGGUGCGCCGAGCCACGAGCACUACUACUACGAGGGCAUGCCCACCUCGGCGUCGUCGCAUGAUCACAUGGUCGAUCCGUUUGCUGGUGGCGUGCUUCGUUCGAGUGGGACGGAUAUGACGACCAACGCAUCGGACUACGCCCCAUCGAUGUACUCGCACAUGGCCGACGGCAACGCUUCGUCGGUGCACAUGGAUGAGUACGAUGUGGUGCCUGCGCAUGAAGAGGACAUGCACAUGCGCAACAGUGCAUCGACGCAGCAGCUCUACCCUUACAUGCCAAGUGAGCGCUCGCAGCUGCGUGUGAUGAACAACUAA